Molecule: messenger RNA, 450 nt
Organism: Nestor notabilis (Kea)
Lineage: Eukaryota; Metazoa; Chordata; Aves; Psittaciformes; Psittacidae
Gene: RGS21
Product: regulator of G-protein signaling 21
Exons: 5
Coding region: 1-450 (149 amino acids)
Source: RefSeq, a predicted model, not a curated record
AUGACGUUUUCUCACAUUGCAAUCAGGUCAAACGCUGGGGAAACCAUGGCCUGGUCUGAGUCUGUGGAUACAAUACUAGCUAAUAAAGAUGGCUUGGCAGCUUUUAGGACAUUUUUAAAGUCAGAGUUCAGUGAGGAGAAUGUGGAGUUCUGGCUGGCCUGUGAGGACUUCAAGAAAACUAAGUCCUCUGCUAAGAUCGCCUCAAAAGCCCAAAAGAUUUAUUCUGACUUUAUACAAGCUGAUGCUCCAAAGGAGAUUAAUAUUGACUUCCAAACUAAAAUCCACAUCUCUCAGAAUAUCUCCGAGCCCACUCUCAGUUGCUUUGAUGAUGCUCAGAGGUUAGUCUAUAGUCUCAUGGCAAAGGACUCUUUUCCCAGGUUUCUAAGGUCAGAAGUUUACUCUCACACUUUAUGUAGCUCUCUCUGCAGUGACAAUGACAUACCACAUUGA